GCCCCGCUCGGCCGGGCGGCCGUGACCGCCAGGGACGGAGCGGCCCCGGCCCCGAGCGCGCCGGGCAUCGUUUCGCGUGUUGGUCUGAGGCACGGCAAGCUAGGAAUAUGAACAGGAAAACAAGGCGCUGGAUCUUCCACAUCUUCCUGAGCCUGGGGAUUGUGUAUAUCAAGAUCGGGGGUUUCUCCUCUGUGGUGGCCCUGGGAGCCAGCAUCAUCUGUAACAAGAUCCCGGGGCUCGCCCCCCGGCAGCGGGCGAUCUGCCAGAGCAGGCCCGACGCGAUCAUUGUCAUCGGGGAAGGAUCCCAGAUGGGCAUCAACGAGUGCCAGUUCCAGUUCCGCAACGGGCGCUGGAACUGCUCGGCCCUGGGCGAGCGGACGGUCUUCGGCAAGGAGCUCAAAGUGGGGAGCAGGGAGGCCGCCUUCACCUACGCCAUCAUCGCGGCCGGAGUGGCGCACGCCAUCACGGCGGCCUGCACGCAGGGCAACCUCAGCGACUGCGGCUGCGACAAGGAGAAGCAGGGUCAGUACCACAAGGAGGAGGGCUGGAAAUGGGGCGGCUGCUCCGCUGACAUCCGCUACGGCAUCGGCUUCGCCAAGGUCUUCGUGGACGCCCGGGAGAUCAAGCAGAACGCCAGGACGCUCAUGAACCUGCACAACAACGAGGCCGGGCGCAAGAUCCUGGAGGAAAACAUGAAGUUAGAGUGCAAGUGCCACGGGGUGUCAGGGUCCUGCACCACUAAAACCUGCUGGACAACGCUGCCCAAGUUCCGGGAGCUGGGCUACAUCCUCAAGGACAAGUACAAUGAGGCCGUGCAGGUGGAGCCCGUCAGGGCCAGCCGCAACAAGCGCCCCACCUUCCUCAAGAUCAAGAAACCCCUUUCCUACCGCAAACCCAUGGAUACAGACUUGGUGUACAUAGAGAAAUCCCCCAACUACUGCGAGGAGGACCCGGUGACGGGCAGCGUGGGGACGCAGGGCAGGAUGUGCAACAAGACGGCGCAGCAGUCCAACGGCUGCGACCUGAUGUGCUGCGGCCGCGGCUACAACACCCACCAGUACUCCAGGGUGUGGCAGUGCAACUGCAAGUUCCACUGGUGCUGCUACGUGAAAUGCAACACAUGCAGCGAGAGGACAGAGGUGUACACCUGUAAGUGAGCGCCUGCCCGGGGCUGCUCCAGCCCGGAUACAUUUGCACAUGCACUCAGUGUCCCUGAGCAGAACUGCGGGGAAGAGCUGCUCUCCCCGAGGAGAUGCUGAUGAGUGGA
Molecule: messenger RNA, 1267 nt
Organism: Pseudopodoces humilis (Tibetan ground-tit)
Lineage: Eukaryota; Metazoa; Chordata; Aves; Passeriformes; Paridae
Gene: WNT7A
Product: Wnt family member 7A
Biological process (GO): positive regulation of JNK cascade; cell fate commitment; multicellular organism development
Cellular component (GO): extracellular region
Molecular function (GO): frizzled binding; cytokine activity
Source: RefSeq, a predicted model, not a curated record